This is a messenger RNA of Aspergillus ochraceoroseus IBT 24754, 1011 nucleotides long. RefSeq names its product CAAX prenyl protease RCE1. Bases 1 to 1011 code for a protein of 336 amino acids. Gene Ontology annotation, biological process: CAAX-box protein processing. Lineage: Eukaryota; Fungi; Ascomycota; Eurotiomycetes; Eurotiales; Aspergillaceae. Gene Ontology annotation, cellular component: endoplasmic reticulum membrane. Gene Ontology annotation, molecular function: metalloendopeptidase activity. The record is from RefSeq and is a predicted model, not a curated record. The transcript has 4 exons.
AUGGCACCCGUCGGUCUUGUUGCGCGUCUGAAGACUCUGUACUCGAGACAGGAUGAAGAACCGGUUAUUUCGGCCCAGGCAGCCGCUGGUAUUUCUAUCUGCUUAACGCUGAUCUACGUGAUCCCAUUCUACGUAUCUUCCGCUACGCGGCCAUCCGCUACACUCAGUCGAGAUGCACCCUCCGUGAUCAGAGCCAGGAUCAGGGCGGUAACCCUAUCAUGUAUUAUCUGUACCUUGGCUGUUCUAUGGCUCAUUACUGCGAAGAACAAUGUCUCCUUCUUUGGUGCCCUCAAACUCAUGGGAUGGUGGCCCAUCGGCUUAUCGGAGGUCUUUCAGAGCUUACUUCUAACGGCCAUUCUCUUCACCGGCCCCCUUUUCGAAAGGGGGAUUGCCGAAGGAGAAUGGAGAGAAUGGGUCAACGGAAGCAAGGUCUCCGAGACACUUCGGGGCUGGAUCGGAUGGAGAAACUACGUCGCAGGCCCGAUCACAGAGGAGAUCAUGUUCCGGUCUGCCAUAAUCCCUCUUCAUCUUCUCGCCAAGAUCAGUCCAGGCCGCAUUGUUUUCAUAUCCCCUUUAUAUUUUGGGAUUGCACAUGUUCACCAUUUCUAUGAGUUCCGAUUGACUCACCCGGAUACCUCAAUUCUUGCCUCCAUGUUUCGCUCCAUUUUUCAGUUUGGGUAUACCACCGUCUUCGGUUGGUAUGCAACCUUUCUUUAUCUUCGAACUGGUUCUCUCCUGGCUGUCAUCUUGGUGCACACCUUCUGUAAUUGGUGCGGACUUCCCCGACUCUGGGGAAGAGUCGAGGGUCCCAUUGCGGUGAAACAUCCCCUGGUUAAAGGUAAAGAAUAUUCUAACCAGGGUUCCGUGUAUACAUACGGUCAGCUAGGCAUUGGUUGGAGUACUGCAUAUUACUCCCUUCUCAUUACAGGGGCUAUUGGCUUCUAUUAUAUGCUGUGGCCCUUAACAAACUCUGCCUAUGCACUGGUUGACUUCACGAGCCAGACCAAGUGA